AUGGCUCAAACCCUCGGCUCUUCGCUAGAUGCGCAAGGGCUCGCAGACGAGCAGAGAGGCUUGUUGGAUCUCAUCGAUAAACUCCAGUUUGCGCAAUUAGACAAUGUCAAGCUUCCACAGAUUGUCGUCGUUGGCGACCAAUCCGCCGGCAAAAGCUCCGUCUUAGAAGCCCUCAGUGGCACGCCGUUCCCGCGAGAUGCCGGAGCGUGCACUCGUCAUGCCACUGAGAUUCGAUUGAGAAGAUCGAAAGAAACCAACCUCAAAGUGUCUAUUAUUCCAGACAAAAACCGUCCAUACAAUGAACAGGCUCGCCUGUUGCAGUUUGGAGGUGACGCUGGCAUCGAUACGCCGUUUGAUGCCAUGAUGAGAGAAGCAACCGAGCUGAUCGCCCCUCGAAAUAUACCGGGACGUUUUGCUGCUCGCGAUAUCCUCGUCGUAGAAAAGACAGGGCCGGAAAUGCCCAUGCUGAGUCUUGUCGACCUGCCCGGAUUGGUCCGUGUGGCCAACCGGGAUCAGUCCGAGGCCGAUAUUCAGACCAUCGAGAUCCUCUCUGAUCGAUAUAUGAAGAGCAGCCGAACAAUCAUCCUGGCUGUUAUUGGCGGAAACAACGAUUAUGUCCAGGCGCCAAUAUUGAAAAAAGCUCGUCAUUUCGACCCUACAGGCUCGCGAACCAUUGGCGUCUUGACAAAGCCUGACAUGACAGAAGGUAUCGGCCUCGAAGAUAAAUUCAUUGGGCUUGUAACAAACCAAGACCAAGAAAACAAUUUUAAGCUCGGAUGGUAUAUCCUGCUUAAUCCAGGCCCAGGAGAAUUCUGGUCGUCUCUCGAAGAAAGAUCACGUCGGGAAGCAGAUUUCUUCGCAAGAGGCAAAUGGGCAGCUCUGCCACCUGCAAUGUUGGGAAUAGAAGCCUUGAGACAGAAGCUCAGCUCUCAGUUACAACGACAUGUAGGAAAACAUGUGAAGACGCUUCGGAGACAGAUUCAACAAGCUCUUGAGCAGUGCGAGGCGGACCUGAAAGCCAUGGGUUCCGGAAAAGAGACCAUUGAAGAGAUGCGCUUCGAAAUGGGCGAGCUCUUCUCUGCAUCCAACAAUCUGGUUACUCCGGCUGUGAAUGGCAAUUAUAAGAAUCCCGUUGGAGAAUCCUUCUUCGCCCGACAAUCCCAUCCCAAAGGAACACCGGCGCAGAAGCUCCGAGCUCGCGUCCGCGAAGAAAGCGAAAAGUUUGCACGCCUUUUCCGCCAGCACAAUAGCAAGGUCAACUUUUCUUCUUCCAAUAGCUCUGGGACGAAUAAUCUGCCGGCAGCAGGUGUCGUCGGCGAUCAGUCCAAGAAGGAGUUUGCUCAGAGAGAAGUCGAGCCGCUCCUGCGACAGAUUCGUGGUAACGAGCUUCCCCUCGACUCUAACCCAAGAGCUCCGUAUAUACUUUUCCAGGACUUUUCUCGCCCCUGGCCCGUUCUGGCACAGGAGUACAAAGAUAACGUUGCUGUCAUCUGUAACGAAUUUCUCGCCGAUGUUAUUGACUACGUCUGGCCAUUGCGGAUGAGAGAGCCCCUGCGUUUCCAUUUCCUGGAGAACAAGAUGAAGGAGAUGAUGGAGCAAGCCGAGAAGGAGCUUAAGAGGCUGAUUGACGAUUUGGAGCUGGAAAUUCAGCCAUACGACCCUGAAUAUGAACAACGUCUCGUCAGAUGGCGCUCAGAGGCUUUGAAAGACGGUGGCACCUAUACCGAGGCGGAGGAAGUGCUCGAGAAGAUGCUCAUAUACUAUGACCUGACAGCACGGAUAUUCACCCGCAACACCAUCACCCAGGUUGUCGAAAGACACUUACUUAUGAGAUUGCUCGGACUGUUCAAUCCCAUCGAAAUUCUCCGCAUGCAAAAUGCUACUGUUGAGGCCAUCGCCGCUGAGAACAAAGAGGCUCGCGACAAGCGCGCGGCAUUAAAGGCGAGGAAGGUGGCUAUUGAAGAAGCACGGAGCAUAUGUGCCAGCCUGGCGAUGAGAAGCGAGCUACGCUCAUAUGAUGAUGACAUGGAUGAUGAGGUUGGGACAGAUGAUGAGGACCAGCGCCGGAACAGCUACAGUUCUAAGCGCUAUUCGACAUCCUUGUCGAAUGGAAAUGUGCAGCAGCCGCAAGUAACGCCAAGCUCGCCGAUUCGUCGAAAGAAGCGCGAAGAACGGUCUCGUUCAUCUAUCAGUGUAGAUACUACGCAGCGAGCGCCACCAGUCCCUCAACAGAGCCAUCCCGAUCUCCAGACAAAUGGAGUAGCUCACCAGGAGGUGUCUCCUCAGGAGUGGGAUGAAGCAUAUUACUCGACAGCGCAGUCAGCGCCUCACCAUGCGCCGCCGCCACCUCCUCCGCGCCCUCAAAAGGUGGGAUUUGAGGACCGCGAUGGGUACGAUUCGCAUCGGAAUAAAGACAGUUACAAAAAUCUUCCUCUGGCACUUACACCUACUGAUUGUCAAGGGCGUACGUAUAUCGUCACUGGAGCCAACAGUGGCAUCGGGUAUGAAUGUGUCAAGCAUCUUGCCCGCCUCGGCUCUUCACGAGUGAUUUUGGGAGUUCGAAGCAGAGAUAAGGGCGAGGUCGCGAAGAAAACUAUCGAGACGGAGACAGGGUGCGAUACCAGCAUUCUCCAGGUAUGGGAAAUCGAUCUCGGAAGCUAUGAGUCUGUUGCGGCGUUUGCAAAGAAAGCCGGCGAAGAGCUCCACCGGAUUGACGGCAUCGUGGAGAAUGCAGGCACCGCGGAGGGGUCUUGGGUUGUAAAGGAGGGAAAUGAAGCAAAUAUGACGGUGAAUAUAUUUUCGACAUUCUUGAUAGUUCUUUUGAUGCUGCCGCAUUUGCACAAGUCAGCCAGACAGUUUGGCAUUGUACCGCAGCUGGUCAUUAUCGGUAGUGGGCUCGCCUUUCAAGCAAAGCCAAUAUGGGAAAAGUUGGACAUUGGCAAUAUUUUCGGAGAUUUGAGAGACCGUCAGAAGUGGGCGCCCAAGUUGAGUAACACGGGCUAUCCUCUGUCCAAGCUACUUCUCACCUUUGCGUAUUUCGAAUUCGCACGGCGAGUGCCAUUUUCUCGUACCGGCGUGACAAUUACCAUGGUAAAUCCAGGUGCCUGCAAGACCAACCUUCCACGUCAUCUCAAUUCCAGCGUCCGGCUUCAAAUUGGCGCCGUUCUGUCGCUAAUAGGCCGAAACGCUGAAAUGGGCAGCCGGACGUUGCUUCAUGGCCUCACGGUCGGUGAGGAAGCCCACGGCAGAUACCUCUCAGAGUGUGAGAUUAGCGAGUGA
Messenger RNA from Trichoderma gamsii, 3279 nucleotides. RefSeq lists its product as hypothetical. Gene Ontology annotation, cellular component: microtubule; cytoplasm; membrane. The transcript has 3 exons. Gene Ontology annotation, molecular function: microtubule binding; GTPase activity; GTP binding. The record is from RefSeq and is a predicted model, not a curated record. NCBI's taxonomy places the organism in Eukaryota, Fungi, Ascomycota, Sordariomycetes, Hypocreales, Hypocreaceae. The coding region runs from base 1 to 3279 and encodes 1092 amino acids.